GUCCCGCACUCUGACAUGUAAAUGGCUUUAACUUAUUAGCGGAACGUUUCUCUCGACUUGUUGUUUUGGUACGUAAAGUGUGGACUAGGGCUCUCUUCCCAGACGUCGGAGGUUGUAUAUUUUUGCAACCUGUUGCUUCUUGCCCUAAAUCCGUUCGACAGCCGGCCGCGAAACCCGCUCACUGGGCUAAGUCUAUUUUGACUGCAGCGCCGCCUAACGAGGUCACGCCGUGCCAGCUGAUAUGGGUAACCCCCAUUCAUUGCGGCCGAGUUAGAGGGGAAGAUUUUCCCAAUCGCCCCUACCCACUCACCUACAGCUCCAUCCCCCGGGAUUACUCACGAGAAAGGGGGUUCUGUGAUCACGAGACAAGUUUUGGGUAGUUUCACUGCGAGCGAGCGACCGUAAGAGCACUUUCUUCCGUUUGACAGCUGCCGUGUCUAGCAGUGUUUGUUGGGUACUGCCUUGGCAUAUACAGGUAACCGUCUCAGUAUCGAAGCCUGAACGCAGGCGUGGACAGUUUAACCUAGUGGACAUUGAGUCCACACCAUGGCGGACGUGGCCGAGACGCAGGGGGGACAGGGGGAAGAGGAACCCCCCAAGAAAAAGAGGGGCAGACCCCGAAAGCCUAAACCCCCAGAGCCAGAAGAACCGAAGUUAAAACGGCCUCGCGGAAGACCCAAAGGGAGCAAAAAUAAGACUCCGGCAAAAUCUUUACUGAGGAUGAAUACACCAAAGAGACCACGCGGAAGACCAAGGAAAUAUAGGGAAGAGGAGGAGGAGGAGAAGUCAUCACCGCCACAGCAGCCCCAGGACCCGUCUACAUCAGGGGAGGCAAGUUCUCAUUGAUGAGCGGUGUGUCAGUAACACAGAACUAUGGCAUCACACCACAAACUGCAGCAAGCAACAACCACACAAUUGUAGAAAAUGGUUUAAGUGAAAUAACAGGGGAUAAAGCACCCUGGAAGACUGACCAGUAGACAAUUAAUUUUCAGGAACAGCUCUGUAAAACGAUGAAGUUUGCGAAACAAGCAACCCAGCCUCCGCAGCUGACAAGAGGAUGCUCCAGGUGGAAUCGGAGAAAGGCUGAAGAUGGGCGGCUGUUUAUGUUUGUGUUGUAUUAUUCAAAUGAUGUUCUUCUUUACCGAAAAUGAAACCAUUUCAUUAUGAUGAGGGUAUGGUAUUACGACAUAGCGUGAACACAUCACACGUUGGUAUACGCUACGUACAACCAUCACCUGUGAAUACAUAUGGACAAUACGCUGUGUUAUGGUGACUCGUAUCUAUGUUAAGUGGAGUCAUUAAAUAUGGCUGUGUAGAGCUCCUGGAAGCCAAAAGCUCACCACAGUACAGGAAUUUGUGCAAACACUAAUGUUGCCUGAUAGUGAGCAAUGUAUAGAGUAGAAGGCCACAGAAUGGUACAUGUUGCAUGAAAGAUAUUGCCGUUUGUGCGAUGUAUUCUGAGCACUGAUUGGUCUGGUUGCCUCCUGGAACUGUCUUUGACUCUUUGACUCUGUUGGUAAAAACAGGAACUACACAGCUAAACGUCUGUAUGUAUUCAGGAGUGAUGGCGAACCUAGUAUAAACCCAUGCAGUACUGACGAUGCAACGUGUGUCCUGUAUGGUGCUAGUAUUCUUGUUAUGUCUAGGUCUUGGGAACAUCCAUACCAUUAGAGAAUUAAAGAGAUGGGAAUUUUUAAUAAUUUUUUUUAAGAUUUGAGGAGUUUCUAUGGCAUUUGAGUCUUGUCAUGUUGGUGUAUGUCUUGCUGUGAAAUAAAUACGUACAAAAUCACAGGUUGUUUAGAUUUGAUGCAAGAAAAUGAAUGAAACCAAAAUAUAUUGACAUGAAGCAUUAUCAGCUUGUAAGUCAGUAAGCCUUUUGAAAUAUCCAAAUAAGUUAAGUUAAGUUUCAAAAUAAUAGCCCUGCUGCAGAAAGCAAUAAUACCUACAAUACCUUUCACAAACUUUUUGAGAAACAAAAGCAGGCAGUUAGUUCACAGAGACACGAUCUAUGGAGGACAACUUGGAUACAUAUUGGGCAAGUCCUCAACAUGUUGUACAGGGCUCCAGAGAAUCUUUGGAGCCAUUGAGUGUUUUCAUUCACAUUGGGUAUUGGUAGUUUUCUUUGGGUAUUCAAUGUUUUUACUCCUUGGGUCCUGACUAAUGGACAAUUUUUAAAAAUAUUUCUGCCCAUAAUGCUGUUCAUGGGACCAGCACUGAAAAGAAAUGAAUUAAACAUAAAAAUAUUAUUUUUUAUUCCUGCUUGUGAUAUAGAUCCUCUUAUACAAUAUAAAAUGUUAUAUCUAAGUUUCAUGUUUACAUCAUAAUCAGUUAUUCAAGAAGUCAGCUGCAGUUUUAACUCCACGGCAGAAUGACUUUCAUACAAAUGAAUAAAUGAUUGACAUAGCUAUUUUUUUUAUUUCGACCGACCUUGUGUGGAAAAGCUGGAAUAAAUCCAUGAAACAUAAAAUAAAAAAAAGUGUGGCCUGUAGGUCAUGUAGUGCAUUCCAUCAGUAAAGGAUUAAAGGAUUAAGGAUUAAAGAAUACAUUUGGUAAUCGGUCCUUGCACAGAGUGUUGUUAUACUCCUGGGUUUUCCAUGUAUAUAUGUACACAAGAAACUCCAAAUAAACUGGGUAAUGAUGAUUAAGUAUGCUUAUUCAAUCUAAAUAUGCAGGUUACCUGGAGCUCUGGUUGUCUUUAUAGAAUACUAAGGCUGAAAUCCAUACAUCGUGUGUCUAUGAAAUAUCAUCAUCUCAAAAUGUAGCCUCCUUGCUUUUGGCCAUUUCACAAUACGAUCUCAGUACAACAGCCAUUGGAAGUGUUUGUAAAGUGAAAUAGUUCUCACAAUCAUUGUGCUACAACUACUUCGUGAAAGAGGCCUAGGGAGACAGAGAUAUAACCCUGUUUGCUCAGAGAAUAGAUUGUUUGUUGAUAAUUGAUCAUGACAUAUGUCUCACUUGCGACUUGCCAGUAUUUUACAUCGAACGUGGCCUGAAUAAUGUUGUGUUUCUAACAGAUAGUUUCGAUUCAUCUCUGAAUGGUGGAUAAAUGCUAGGGGGGACAAUUGGUGCACAGUUACUUCUGCAAUUGUUAGUAAAAAUUAUUACAAAACUAUUGCAAUAGUUAUAGUAACUUGCACCACUCUUCAAAAGUUCUCUGAGCUUCGUUUUACCUUCCAAAUAAUUUUCAACAUGAUGUCAAGCCUAACAGACCCACUGUUCUUCGGUUCAGUAUAUCACUUGCAGUGCCGUAGCCAACGGGGGUG
Haliotis rufescens (red abalone) is the source of this 3263-nucleotide messenger RNA. Its product is annotated as high mobility group protein HMGI-C-like. Bases 547 to 846 code for a protein of 99 amino acids. Gene Ontology annotation, biological process: regulation of DNA-templated transcription. Gene Ontology annotation, molecular function: DNA binding; transcription coregulator activity. The record is from RefSeq and is a predicted model, not a curated record. Lineage: Eukaryota; Metazoa; Mollusca; Gastropoda; Lepetellida; Haliotidae. The transcript is spliced from 4 exons. Gene Ontology annotation, cellular component: nucleus; chromatin.